GCUGAGGGGAAGGCGGGUCCUCGUCGGGGAGAUAGGUGAGGGGGGGGGGGAGGGGAGAGAGGAGAGCCGGAGCGGUGGAGUUGGUACUGGGAAACCCGGGGCUGAUGUUGACAACAGGCGAGAGAUUGUCCUGGAUAACAUAAUGCCAGCUGAGCGUAAAAAGCCAGCAAGUAUGGAAGAGAAAGAAUCUUUAUUAAAUAACAAAGAAAAGGAGUGCAGUGAAAGGCGCCCAGUAAAUAGCAGAGAAAAAACAAAAGAUGAUGUCAAACUUAGCACCAAGAGAGAGGUAGUUAAAGUGCCUGAGGAUAAGAAGAAAAAAUUGGAGGAAGACAAACGAAAAAAAGAGGACAAGGAGCGGAAGAAAAAAGAGGAAGAGAAGGUGAAAGCUGAGGAAGAAUUAAAAAGACGAGAAGAGGAAGAAAAGAAGAAGCUCGAAGAGGAAGAGAGAAAGAAGCAAGAAGAGCAGGUGAAACGUCAGCAAGAAGAAGCAGCUGCUCAACUGAAAGAGAAAGAAGAAUCUCAUCAGCUUCAUCAGGAAGCAUGGGAACGACAUCAAGCAAGGAAGGAACUAAGAAGCAGAAACCAAAAUGCACCAGACAACCGACCAGAAGAAAAUUUCUUUAGCAGAUUGGACUCAAGUUUGAAGAAAAAUACAGCUUUUGUCAAGAAAUUGAAAACUAUUACGGAGCAACAGAGAGACUCCUUGUCCCAUGAUUUUAAUGGCCUCAAUUUAAGCAAAUACAUUGCAGAAGCUGUUGCUUCUAUUGUGGAAGCUAAGCUGAAAAUUUCUGAUGUGAACUGUGCUGUGCACUUGUGCUCUCUCUUUCAUCAGCGCUAUGCUGACUUUGCCCCAUCUCUGCUUCAGGUUUGGAAAAAACAUUUUGAAGCAAGAAAAGAGGAGAAGACUCCUAACAUUACCAAACUAAGAACUGACUUGCGUUUCAUUGCAGAAUUGACCAUAGUGGGGAUUUUCACUGACAAAGAAGGUCUGUCCUUAAUCUAUGAACAACUGAAAAACAUUAUUAAUGCUGAUCGUGAAUCCCACACUCAUGUGUCAGUGGUGAUUAGCUUUUGCCGGCAUUGUGGGGAUGAUAUUGCUGGAUUGGUACCAAGGAAAGUGAAAGGUGCUGCAGAGAAGUUUAACUUGAGUUUUCCUCCUAGUGAAAUAAUCAGCCCAGAGAAGCAACAGCCUUUCCAGAACCUGUUAAAAGAAUACUUUACGUCUUUGACCAAACACCUGAAAAGGGACCACAGGGAGCUACAGAAUAUUGAGAGACAAAACAGACGCAUUCUACAUUCUAAAGGGGAGCUGAGUGAAGAUCGACAUAAGCAGUAUGAGGAAUUUGCUAUGUCUUAUCAGAAAUUACUGGCAAAUUCUCAGUCCUUAGCAGACCUCUUGGAUGAAAAUAUGCCUGAUCUUCCUCAGGACAAACCAACACCAGAGGAGCACGGCCCUGGAAUCGAUAUCUUUACACCUGGUAAACCUGGAGAAUAUGACUUAGAAGGUGGUAUAUGGGAGGAUGAAGAUGCUCGAAAUUUUUAUGAGAAUCUUAUUGAUUUGAAGGCUUUUGUUCCAGCCAUUUUGUUUAAAGACAAUGAAAGAACAUAUCAGAGCAAAGACUCUAAUAAAGAAGAUUCCAAAGAGUCAAAGGAACCUAAGGAUAAUAAAGAUGUGUCAAAUACAGAUGAUUUGGAACUUGAGUUGGAGAACCUGGAAAUUAAUGAUGAUACUUUGGAAUUAGAGGGUGGUGAUGAAGCAGAAGACCUUACAAAGAAACUUCUUGAUGAACAAGAACAAGAAGAUGAGGAAGCCAGUACUGGGUCUCAUCUAAAGCUUAUAGUAGAUGCUUUCCUACAACAGUUGCCGAACUGUGUCAAUCGAGAUCUCAUAGACAAGGCAGCAAUGGAUUUUUGCAUGAAUAUGAACACAAAAGCAAAUAGAAGGAAGUUGGUACGAGCACUCUUCAUAGUUCCUAGACAAAGAUUGGAUUUAUUACCAUUUUAUGCAAGAUUGGUUGCUACAUUACAUCCUUGUAUGUCAGAUGUUGCUGAGGAUCUUUGUUCAAUGCUGAAGGGAGAUUUCAGAUUUCAUGUACGAAAAAAGGACCAGAUUAAUAUUGAAACAAAGAACAAAACUGUUCGAUUUAUUGGAGAGCUAACAAAGUUUAAAAUGUUCACUAAGAAUGAUACACUGCAUUGUUUAAAGAUGCUUCUGUCAGACUUUUCCCACCACCAUAUUGAGAUGGCAUGUACCCUGUUGGAAACUUGUGGAAGGUUUCUUUUCAGAUCUCCUGAGUCUCACCUGAGAACCAGUGUUCUUUUGGAACAAAUGAUGAGAAAGAAACAAGCAAUGCAUCUUGAUGCAAGAUAUGUCACAAUGGUUGAGAAUGCAUAUUAUUACUGCAACCCCCCUCCAGCAGAAAAAACUGUGAAGAAGAAGCGCCCUCCUCUCCAGGAAUACAUCCGUAAACUCCUUUACAAGGACCUCUCCAAGGUUACAACUGAGAAGGUACUAAGACAGAUGCGAAAACUGCCUUGGCAGGAUCCAGAAGUGAAAGACUAUGUUAUUUGUUGUAUGAUAAACAUCUGGAAUGUGAAAUAUAAUAGCAUUCAUUGUGUGGCCAACCUCUUAGCAGGAUUAGUACUUUACCAGGAAGAUGUUGGAAUUCACGUUGUGGAUGGAGUAUUAGAAGAUAUUCGACUAGGAAUGGAGGUUAACCAGCCUAAGUUUAACCAGAGACGGAUCAGCAGUGCCAAAUUCUUGGGGGAACUUUAUAAUUACCGAAUGGUGGAAUCAGCAGUUAUUUUUAGAACUCUCUAUUCUUUUACAUCAUUUGGUGUUAAUCCUGAUGGUACUCCAAGUCCACUGGACCCUCCUGAACAUCUCUUCAGAAUUAGGCUAGUAUGCACUAUUCUGGAUACCUGUGGUCAGUACUUUGACAGAGGCUCCAGCAAACGAAAACUCGAUUGUUUCCUCGUUUAUUUUCAGCGAUAUGUUUGGUGGAAGAAAAAUUUGGACGUUUGGACAAAAGACCAUCCUUUUCCUAUUGACAUAGACUAUAUGAUCAGUGAUACAUUAGAGCUGUUAAGACCAAAGAUCAAACUUUGUAAUUCUCUGGAAGAGUCCAUCAGGCAAGUACAAGACUUGGAACGAGAAUUCUUAAUAAAACUAGGCCUUAUGAAUGACAAAGAUUCAAAAGAUUCCAUGACAGAAGGAGAAAACCUUGAAGAAGAUGAGGAGGAGGAAGAAGGAGGAGCUGAGACAGAAGAACAAUCUGGAAAUGAAAGUGAAGUAAAUGAACCAGAGGAAGAGGAGGGUUCUGACAAUGAUGAUGAUGAUGGAGAGGAAGAAGAGGAGGAGAAUACAGAUUACCUUACAGAUUCCAAUAAGGAAAAUGAAACUGAUGAAGAGAACACUGAGGUAAUGAUUAAAGGAGGUGGACUAAAGCAUGUCCCAUGUGCAGAGGAUGAGGAUUUCAUUCAGGCUCUGGAUAAAAUGAUGCUGGAAAAUCUUCAGCAACGAAGUGGUGAAUCUGUUAAAGUACACCAAUUGGAUGUCGCUAUUCCACUGCACCUCAAAAGCCAGCUGAGGAAGGGCCCACCGCUGGGCGGUGGAGAAGGAGAGACCGAGGCAGGUGACACGAUGCCAUUUGUCAUGUUAACUAGAAAAGGCAACAAGCAGCAGUUUAAGAUCCUUAAUGUACCAAUGUCGUCCCAACUUGCUGCAAAUCAUUGGAACCAGCAACAGGCAGAGCAAGAGGAGAGAAUGAGAAUGAAAAAGCUCACACUGGAUAUCAACGAGCGUCAGGAACAAGAAGAUUAUCAAGAGAUGUUGCAGUCUCUCGCACAACGUCCAGCUCCAGCAAACACCAAUCGUGAGCGAAGGCCCCGUUACCAGCAUCCAAAGGGAGCACCUAAUGCAGAUCUAAUCUUUAAGACUGGUGGGAGGAGACGUUGAUCCAGCAGCAAGUGUCAUUUCAUUAGGUCCUGUAUCUCUGAUGUUGUGGAUAGUGGAGUCCUCCAGCAGUUGAAUGAGAGCAGUGGACACAUCUCAGCAUGUCGGGCUAGAGAGUUGCGAAUCUAAACCUGGGGCAGGCUGGGGCCAUGAGGCAGAAACACCAGCCUCCACUAACACCGGAACAAGCUGAAGCUUCCAGUUAUGGCAUAAAAGGCCUUUUGUUAUGGGAACCACGCGAGGGUUAAUCUUCUCAUGAGAAUGGAGGUAAAGAAAUGAGAUGGUUAACUUUACUACUGAGCAGUUACACCAAGAACAACUGUCAAUGAGAUGGAUUGUGCCGGAGCAGAAAAGGUUUUGAUGGUAACAGUAUGGGGGAUAAAGAACUUAAGUUUUAAACUUGAUGUGAGUUACAUUGUCUCUGAAUUGAACAUCCUGUGUUGGAAGAAGAUACAUUUGGGGGCUCCAAGACUACAGUAGAAAAGUAUAGAGCAAGCAGUAAAAUCUUCUAGUCAAACCUUACAUGCAGGACAACAAAAUGAUGAAAGAUAUCCAAACACCAGAUACUCCACCAGGAAGGCUUUCAUUUUAGAAUUUGUUUGAAGGAGCAAAGGAUGGGAGAGAGAAAUCAAUUUUAUCCGUCAGAGCCAGUGAGAUAAAAUUGUCUAUUAAGAUAAAAGAAAAAAAAACACAAAGACUAUUACUAUACAGAGAAUGUUGAUCCAGAUCACUUAGAAACAGUCUGAUACCAGCUUAAGAACAGGGAUAAAGUCAAGCCCAUUGUAAGUAUCAUUGAAAACCAAAAUGUGCCAGUCAGCAUGUCAUAGCAUAUGACCAAAGGGCAACAGGAAAUGGAUCAGAAAAUGUUGUUGGCCUUCAUGGGUUUACAGCCUCUGUCUCUGAACAAAGUAUGAGCAAAGCUUUUAUUUUGCUUCUCCCCUCCCCCCCCCUUCCCUCACCCCCCCCCCUCCCCCGUCCCCCAAAGUAGAAAGGAGAUUCCUUGGUCCGUUUCUGACAAUCUGUUGUUUAUUAGGAUAGUUGUGUCUUUUGUUUGCUUUCUAGUAGGCAUAGUCCAUUUAGUUAAAGAGUACAUCUAUAUGCUACUACUUGAUUAAAUCUUUUUUUUUCUAGCCAUUUUCUUUUUUUUUCUUUUACCACUGUUUUCAGUUUCUGCAUGUAGAAUUAAAUAAGAAACAAAACUUGUAAAGUUGUAACAUUUCACAUGGAAAUGCUGCCCGAUCUUCACCAGCUUCAAAAAUUUGACCUUUGCCGAUGCUGCAAUAAAGUGUUGUAAUUUAGAUUUGCUGUGUAUUUCUUUUUUUUUUUUAAUUAACCCAAUAAAUGAUAAAAAUCAUUAUCUACUGGGACCAACUUUGUGCUUUGUGAGGUGUAUAUCCUCUUCCUUCGAGAUAUAUGCCUCAUUUCACUUCCCUAGAUGUUGCCAUAUUUGUUUUCUUAAGUGCCUAAAUUAGGGUUUUGAGUGCACCACCUUUAUCCAAGUGACACAAGUGAUGAAAGUCACCUGUAGGUAUUGGGUAUGCAUCAGCAAUGAAAGUAAAGAUAGCCUAUUUGAGGUGGGUGGCUCAAAAGAAAGAGUGAUAUGUGUAGAUCAAUUUCUUUCUCUUCGGCUGGUCCCAAAGGCUAAUUUAGACAACUCUAAAGGAAGUAGUGACAUCACUGUCAUUAGAAUUUUAAAACUUCAGUCCUUUUCAGAAGAUCUUAGAAACAUAGACUUUCAGAAUUUGAAAGGAAUCAGCUUUCCCUCUUUUCCAAAUAUGUUUGAAAAUAGAAUGUAGGCUCAGAUAUGUGACAUCUCUAUCUUUGUAAGGUAAUCUUUUAUGUGUUAUAGCUUCCUCAGUGCUGAACUUUUUAUAUAUUUCUACUGAAUUAUUUUGAGAAGUUUAGGCAUAUACUAUUUUUUGUAUUACUUAACUUGGUCUUGCCAUAUCUUCAAGCUAUUGUCCUAUAUUUCCUCCUUUUUACCACUAAACUAGAAAAUGUCAUGUGUUUUUGCAAUGUCUGUUUUCUUCUAACCUAAUUAUUUCUAACUCUUUGCAAUCUGUCUUCUCAUCCCACCCAUCAGCAGAAACUGCACUUUCUAAGGUUACCUGUAACCUCUUUAACUGCUAAAUGCUCUGUUCUCCGUUUUUAUUCUUACUCUGCAUUUUUUUAUGUUGUCAGCCACUUGGUGAAUAUUUCUUUCUCUGUCAUUUCUCUUCUGAAUCUUCUAAUACCUGUUGGACCUCUCCUUUGAAGGAUAAUCACCCAUCUCUUGCCCAUCUAAUUCUGGGUGUUUCCCAAGGCUAUCUUCUUUCUCUUCACCCUCUCCCUUUGUAAAUCUCUUUAGAUCCCAUGGGUACUGUUGUCUCUACAAAAAUUCCCAAUAUCUAUGUCCAGUCCUAAACUCUCUCCUGAACUCUACAUUGGACACACAUUUGACAGCUACCUGUUGGGCAUCUCCACCUGGAUAUCCCAUCAACAUCUCAAGAUGUUCAUAAUAGAAUUUAUCUUUAUUCCUUACCCUAACUAUCUUCUAAAGUACUCCAUUUGUAUUGAACAUACCAUUGGCCUUCCAGUCAUACAGCUUCACAAACUUUUAGGGCAGUGAUUCUUAUUUUUCUCUCACAUCAAUCCAUUGCCAAGUCUUGGUGAUUCAACCCUUUCUCAGAUCCAUCAUCUUCUCAUCUGCACUUUAGAUCGGGGCCCUCACCCACCUUUUGCCUGGACUAUCCAAAUAGCCUCCUACUUUGUCUCUCAGCUUCCAGCCUUUUCCUUCUUAAAAUCAUCUUCUACACAUCUCCUCAAAAAUCUGUAGUGGCUCUUCAUUACCUCUAGCAUAAAAUAAGAACUUCUUGGUCUCAUAUUGGUCUCAUUCUAGGAGCAGACGACUUUUCCUGACAUUUUGCAUCACUGCCUUUCACCUCCUCUACAUUCCAGCCACACUGGUCUACUUUCUCCUUUCCAAAUGAACUUAUUUCAUCUUGAACCUCUGAGCAUUUACACAGGUGACAUCUCCUCCAUGGCCUAUUUGGGAUGAAGUCUGUCCUCACCUCCACCUCUUAGAAUCCUUCCUUUCCUUUCAAGCCUCAGCUCAGGUACUUAACUUCUAAUAAAACCUUGCCUUGUCCCCCUAGUAGUGCAGUCUCUUUAAUUUUAUCUUGUGUUUACUUUUAUAUUUAUAUAUAUAUAUAUAUUUUUCUAUAUAUAUAUAUGUACAUAUAUAUGUUUUCCCAAUAAAAUGUAAGCUCCUUGAGGGCAGGGACUAUUUCUUUUUUCCUUUGUGGUAAUUUGGUAAAUGUUUAUUGAAUUUAGUUGAAUUUUAGGUUUGAUGAUCCCUAGUUUAUAGGUAGAAAAUUGUGAUUUCUUGCCUCCAAUUUCCUUCUCAGAUGAUCCACAAAGCAUAGUAUAUUAAUUGGUUUUGUUAAAUAGCAGCCAUGCCAAAAGAAAGAAUUUAUUAUUUUUUUGUAGCCUGAGGCCCAUAAUAAGUGUGCAAAAUAAGAUCCUACAUAGCAUUAAUACUUGGUCCCAUUUGAGCACUUCGUAGUCUUUAAAAUACCUUCACAGAAAGUAUUUUUUCAUUUGACUUGAUGGGUUUGUGAGGUUUGGUCAGGAAGGUCAUAUGCUUCCCCCUUUUACAGAUAAGAAUACCAUCGUCUGUCAGUGUUGUGACUUGUGGUAAGUGGGGGGAGCCGGAACCAGAAUUGUACAUACUUCCUUUGAGAAACAAAUAACAAGACAAGUAAAAAAAUAAGAAAUAAAGGCAAGAGAAUGCAUGAUAAUUUAUUGGGUGUAUUGUGCAUCACCUAGUAAGUAAAUAACAUUUGUAGUUAUUUCAUCCUUCAGUUUUAGAGUUACCUUUGUAAGCACACUGAAUAAAAUAUUGGU
Messenger RNA from Dromiciops gliroides (monito del monte), 7840 nucleotides. It is a transcript of the gene UPF2, whose product is annotated as UPF2 regulator of nonsense mediated mRNA decay. Gene Ontology annotation, molecular function: protein binding; RNA binding. Bases 143 to 3958 code for a protein of 1271 amino acids. Gene Ontology annotation, cellular component: cytoplasm; exon-exon junction complex. The transcript has 22 exons. Lineage: Eukaryota; Metazoa; Chordata; Mammalia; Microbiotheria; Microbiotheriidae. Gene Ontology annotation, biological process: nuclear-transcribed mRNA catabolic process, nonsense-mediated decay. The record is from RefSeq and is a predicted model, not a curated record.